Zootermopsis nevadensis is the source of this 3841-nucleotide messenger RNA. RefSeq lists its product as uncharacterized. NCBI's taxonomy places the organism in Eukaryota, Metazoa, Arthropoda, Insecta, Blattodea, Termopsidae. The record is from RefSeq and is a predicted model, not a curated record.
GAUGGCAGUAACACCAUGUGAAUUAAAAUGGCUGAUCGCGAGAGGAGGGAGCGUGAAAGAUGGCUUUGUGCAUUAGAUUAAUUUGUUUUCUUUAAUAGGGUUUGACUAUUCUGUCGUAUAAUGUGUUGGCAGAAUUUUCGUACAACAGUAUACAUUGAUACGGUUUGGCAAGAUGGAAGUUCAUGAGUUAAUUAUGCUAAUGCUGUAUACGAGUAGUUACGCUUGUUGGGCAAGUAGGCCAAGAGGUUACUGCGCUGUCAGAACACAUUUACAUAAAACAGUUAAAUGAAGAUUUGUUAUAUCUGAGGUAAAUGAAAAACAGAACUAGGAGGAAUAUAUGAUUGUAAUGCAUUGAUUAUAAUGAACGAGGAUGCUGUACAGUGAAGAAGUGUUGCCAUUAUGGGCCGUGGCAGUGGGAGCGGCCGUACCCCUUGUUGCUGUGCUGAUUGCUUGUAUCUGCUGCAGGAAAACUGUACCAAAGAAUGAAUUACUGGGACUUGCAGGCAUGGUGAAAAUAACCAAUUCUGAAGAGAAUUUGAAUCAUAACCAGCACUCAAAUGAGACUGAUGCUUGCACUGUGAUUGGCAGUGGCGUGCCUUGUGCUGACAACACAGAAUCAAACAAAAGGGCCUCAGCCACAGCGAACAGAAGUCUUCCAGACAUUCCAAUUGAUUCAGAAAGAAUCCAGUUGGAAAGUGGUGAAACCUUGUGGGAGAGCAAUGAACCGAACGGAGACACAAGCUCUGAACUGUAUGCUACUGUAGAAGAGAACAAGCAUGUUACACAGCCACAGGCAACAAGAAUAGCCAUUGGUGCCAACCAGAAGUGCUCUCUGCAAGAUGGCCUUACAGAUGAAAGCAAGAGCAGUGAGCACAGUUCCUUGAGUCAGACAGAUUACAGUGUUUCUCCGUAUGCACAUCUCAAAGCAGAGCAUCCGUAUGACAAACUGAGGAGUGAACACCCAUAUGCACAAGUUGGAGCAAAUAAUGUGCUGGACAGCACCAUCUAUGACUUGACUCUUGGUUAUGGAAAUCGUCAACCUUCUGUGCCGAGUGAGGACUCUCAGUCAUUGCACCCCAGUACAAGUGGUGACAACACUCCAAGGCCUUUAUCCUGUCAGGCAGGGACUUCGACCAACCCUGUGCCUCCACCAAGAACAAGAAAGUCCUCUUCCCAUAACUCCCUUUUGCUGGCACCAUCUGCAACAAUACUCCCAGGUUCAGUGCCCAACAUCCAAGCAGCAACAGCUAUAGCAGGCUGGGUAUCUGCUAACCAGGAAUUACCUUACAUGACUCCUCCAAUCCCAGCUCCAGAGAUGAACCCACCACAGCAGGAACAAGUGAACUUCAGUGGUGACUCCCAGGACUCCAAGGGCUAUACAAGUAUCAGUGUGAGAGAACCACUUGCAAAUAUAAAAGCACGAACCAAAGUGCCAAAUCAGAGGAGCAGAACUCAGGAGCUGGUGGAUUCCCAUUAUGCCACAGUAUCAGAUGAUUCUGAUGAGAUGUACGCUGCAAUAGAUGAGCCAGGACAGGUGUAUACAAGUGGAAGUGAAACAUAUGCUCAGAUACAACCUUUGGCAUUUCUGGAAGAAACUCCUGAAUUGGCUUCUGACAGUUUGCAAUAUCCUCCACAGCCUCCAAGUGUUGACAGUUUGAAACAGGUGGCCCAAGUUCAUUCUCGUCAAGCUUCUUCAUCGAGUGCUGCCAGUUCCGUCGCAAACCUCGGCUCCCCAAAACCUGAGAAACGGCAGGCCAACUCCCCGUUGCCACCACCUCCUGCUAGCAGCCCUGAUCUGUACGCUGUUGUAGAUAAAAAGAGCAGUGCAGGUCUGGCUGUAAGUCGUAACCUUGAGGAGAUGUAUGCAAAGGUGAUGAAGAAGAAGCAGCGGGGUGUUGGACCAGAUAUGGAUCAAGGUCGGCAACCAGGCACAAGUUUGCCGGAACACGCAGACAACUUGAGCCAUGCUUCCAUCGAUACAGUCUCAAGUCAUGGAUCUCCAGAGUUACGAAGUCAACAAGAACCAGAUGGCAUCUCUGCAUGUAGCUCAGAUCAUGACCCUGUUGUGGGACUUGGUUCUGCAACCAGGCAACUUCUCCCAUCCUAUGAUGUGCUCCAUAGUUCACCAUCUCAUCAGUUUCUAAUGCCAACUGAUGUUGUAGACCCAAAUUAUGAGAGUCUUGGUGGACCCAGCAGCAUUGAUACUUCUUACCAUGACCCAGGUUAUGAAGUGGUGCAGCAGCAUCUCUCAGAUUGUGAUCCAAAUUAUGAGGAACUCUGGCCUCAGUCCAGGGACUCUCCAGCGACAAAUUUGAAGGUGAAUUUUGUCCACACAGACAGUGUAAGUCAUCCUGUGGAGGCUAGCACAAACAAAAAUGGCCAGCUUGAGGCACCAGGUAGGUUAGGUAUUGAUCCAGGAUAUGAGCAAGUGAGGUCUGGUGCAAACCAGAUCCCAAAGGACAGUGAGUCAGGACCACAUUCUAUUGAUAGGCUGGAUCCAGGUUAUGAAAAAGUGAGGUCUGCUGUGCAGGAAAUGAGCUAUAUGAGUGUAAAUAAGUGUGGUUCUUUAAAUCAGGGAGCCAAACACGUUGCAGAUGCAGAUUAUGCCAGUGUAGUGACGAACAACAAUGCAGUGCAACCUGAUCCAGGGUAUGAGCAGGUCAAAUCUCAGAAUGGAAGUGACUGGGAAAAUCAUGCCACAAACAAACACAGUAACAGCAGUGAAGACGAUUUCCCAGGGUAUGAUCAGGUCACCUUGCAAGACAGAUGCAGCGGUUCCUUCUUCAGCGUCUUGAGGGACGGUGACAACCAGUUGACGAAUUCCCACCCCAGUUACGAGAGAGUGCACUCAAAAGGGUCAAGUGAUGCAGAUACAUAUAGUGGCCCAGAGCCAGACUAUGCCAGUGUAGACAGGAAAAGGGAUCCUGAACCAAAUUAUGAAAGCAUGUCAAGUGAAGGGCAAGACAUGCUCUCUAGCACAGUAGAUGACCCAAACUAUGAAAGUGUCAGUUACUUUGAUUUACCAUGUGACCCACCAUAUGAGAGAUUACACAAUGAAAUCAGAGACUCAGAUGGUGCAUCUUCAGGAUAUGAAAAGGUCAAGGAUCACAGUGAUCUUUCUGUUGGUGGUCCUGAUGAAAAACAGCUGAAAGGCAGUUAUUUGGAACCAGGGUAUGAGGAAGUGGGCAUGAGGUGGGACAUUAUUAAUGGUGACUCUGCUGCAGGUUGUAACAGUUCCUUCAGCAUGGAGUCACUCCUGCCAGAAAGUUCUUGCCAUCUGAAGGAAGGCAAUGGAAAUUUGUGCCAACCUCAGCUCCAAACCAGCCCCACAAAAAUGUAGCAUUUGGUAAACACUAGAUUAACCAUCAGUUGGAAUAGCCUCAUAGACAAUAUUUUCUAGUAUAAAUAGAUGUGAAUUUUGGGAAAUAAUAUUAUAUUGUAUUUAAUGCUCACUGUGUAUAGUUAAGGAAAAAUGUAGCUUUUAAUUGACUGUAAUAUAAGCUCAUACUGAUCAAUGCCUGUACAGUUUUGUAGUAUUUUACACAGUGAUGGUUACUUAGAAGUUGUGGAAUAUCUUCAGUUUUAACAAAGUGAAAGUGCCUAAAUGCAUCACAUAAAUAAUGCAAGGACAGAGCAUUUUAUGCAUCCUAGGAAAUUGACCCCAUCCCCAAUGUAACUAUUGUUCUGCAGUGAAGAGAUGGUGAGUCAAUUAGCAAGGCCUGCCCACAUUUAAUAUGCAAAUUAAGAACACCAGCAUGAUUUUCAGAUUAUUGUUACUGUUGUUUUAUAGUCAGUUGAAUUACUUGCAAUUAAUAAAGGUUUCCUUCUUAUUUAUUAUGAA